Molecule: messenger RNA, 2704 nt
Organism: Pseudoliparis swirei
Lineage: Eukaryota; Metazoa; Chordata; Actinopteri; Perciformes; Liparidae
Product: polypyrimidine tract-binding protein 2-like
Exons: 13
Coding region: 103-1785 (560 amino acids)
Biological process (GO): regulation of RNA splicing; mRNA processing
Cellular component (GO): nucleus
Molecular function (GO): mRNA binding
Source: RefSeq, a predicted model, not a curated record
UUGCCUCCAUUUUGCUCUCGUGUGUAUGUGUGCGCGCGCAGUGUCGGUUGAAACUGGAACGAAAACAGGACCGAAAGCGGACGCACUGAGAUCUCUACAGCAAUGGACGGCAUCGGUGAUGUUGCGGUUGGGGUGAAGAGAGGGUCCGACGAGCUGAGCAUGUACAGCAGCCCCACCUCCGGGGGGAGCAGCGCCAGCGACGGAGCGUCCAACGGCAGCGACAGUAAGAAGCUGCGGGUGGAGGAGGCGCCGCCGUCUCGCGUGCUCCACAUCCGCAAACUGCCCAACGAGGCCUCGGAGACGGAGGUCAUCGCCCUGGGCCUGCCCUUUGGGAAGGUCACCAACAUCCUCACGCUGAAGGGGAAGAACCAGGCGUUCCUGGAGAUGAGCACGGAGGAGGCGGCCAUCACCAUGGUCAACUACUACACCACCGUCAACCCUCACAUCCGCAACGUGCCCGUGUUCAUCCAGUACUCCAACCACAAAGAGCUCAAGACCGACGCCGGCAAUCAGCGGACCCAGGCCAUGCUGCAGGCGGUGUCGGCCGUCCAGUCCGGCGGGUCGCCGAGCGCCGACGCGCAGGAGGCUCUGGCCGCGGCCUCCAGCCCCGUGCUGCGCAUCAUCAUCGACAACAUGUUCUACCCCGUCACGCUCGACGUGCUGCAGCAGAUUUUCUCCAAGUUCGGCACGGUCAUGAAGAUAAUCACGUUCACCAAGAACAAUCAGUUCCAGGCCCUCCUGCAGUUCAGCGACCCGGUCAACGCCCAGCAGGCCAAACUGGCGCUGGACGGCCAGAACAUCUACAACUCCUGCUGCACGCUGCGCAUCGACUUCUCCAAGCUGGUCAACCUCAACGUCAAGUACAACAACGACAAGAGUCGCGACUACACGCGGCCCGAGCUGCCGGCCGGCGACGGCCAGCCCAGCCUGGAGUGCACGGUGGCCCACGCCUUCAGCAAGGACUCCAACUCGCUCCUCGGUAAGAUCCCAGGUAGAUCACGCUUCUUAUUCCACGUCCUUUUCUCUUUUCACGAUCACGUCGUUGUCGUUUGUUUGUUUGUCGUGAAAGAGCCGCUCUCCAUUCCACGGUUGUCUCUUGUCCCCCUUUCCUCGCCAGGAGCCCUGAACCCUCUGAGCGCGGCGGCGGCGGCGGCUGCUGCUGCAGGCCGGGUGGCGCUCGCCGGGCAGCCGGGGUCCAGCGGGGUCCUGCUGGUCAGCAACCUCAACGAGGAGAUGGUUGCGCCCCAAAGUCUGUUUACCCUCUUCGGCGUGUACGGCGACGUCCAGAGGGUGAAGAUCCUGUACAAUAAGAAGGACAGCGCUCUCAUUCAGAUGUCCGACGCCAACCAGGCACAGCUAGCCAUGAGCCACCUUAACGGCCAGAAGAUGUACGGUAAGAUCAUCCGCGUGACGCUGUCCAAGCACCAGACGGUGGCGCUGCCCCGCGACGGCCUGGACGACCAGGGCCUGACCAAGGACUUCGCCAACUCCCCGCUGCACCGCUUCAAGAAGCCCGGCUCCAAGAACUUCCAGAACAUCUUCCCGCCAUCCGCCACCCUCCACCUCUCCAACGUGCCACAAGACGUGACGGAGGAGGACCUGCGGCUGCUCUUCCAGAACGCCGGAGGAACCGUGAAGGCAUUCAAGUUUUUCCAGGACCGUAAGAUGGCCCUGCUCCAGAUGACCAUGGCGGAGGAGGCCAUCCAGGCGCUGAUCGACCUCCACAACUACAACAUGGGAGGCAACCAGCACCUCAGAGUCUCCUUCUCCAAGUCCACCAUCUGAAGGACCGGGUCAGAACCUGACGGGCUGUCUGUACACUGGGGGGGGGACCGGUGGACCGGUUCUGUUGAUCCUGUCAUUCCUUCAAGAGAAACGGACAUUUUUGUCAUCCUGUCUUUUGCAAAAAGAGUAUUUUGCAGGUGCCCCCCCCCCCUGGUGGUAGUUUGAUGUAGUUCAGUGUUUAACUUUUUAUUCUUUAGUUGAGACGAUACAGUACUCAUGUGCCUUACUUACAAUAUCAACGAUUUCUACAGCUGGACAUUUCAUUUCACUCCUUCUGUGUCCCAGGCACAUCGUAUCGGUUCAUGUGAGAGAGGGAGGGAGAGACAGAGGGGGAGAGGGAGGGAGGAGAGAGAGAGAGAGGGAGGGAGAGAGAGAGGGGGAGAGAGAGAGGGAGGGAGAGAGAGAUAUUUAGUUCUUUGGCGCUGGUUUUAGAUUCAUAACGUUGAUCCUUAUUUUAGUUUUACAGCAACUGGUCAGACGUCUUCACGUCGAGUAUGUUUAGCCCCUCCCCAUUUACACAUCUCCGUGUGGCCCCUUCCCCUUCUACACAUCACGUGGCCCCUCCCCCUUUUACACAUCCCCAUGUUGCCCCUCCCCCUUCUACACAUCCCCACGUGGCCCCUCCCCCUUCUACACAUCACGUGGCCCCUCCCCCUUCUACACAUCACGUGGCCCCGUGUUUCUGUGCUUUGGUUUCUUUGGGCGUCCCCGCGGCUAUUCCAUGAGGUGUGUGUGUGUCGUCGGUGGUUUUUCUUAAGCAUGUUUUGGUUAUUAUGGGAUGUCGCCGCAUGAGGAGUCCACCGUGACGUCAUGUGACCGCUUCACAGCGGGGCGUCGGGACAGCAGCGUCGCUGACGGCGCCCGAACUUCUGAGAGCGGCGAGUUGAUUCCCUCCAAUAAAAGUUCAUCUCUUGUGUUU